AUGCACGGCCAGCCCCAGCCCCAGCCCUGCCCGCAGCCCCCGGCGCGGCUGCCCGCGGCCGGCCGGCCCAAGGCAGGCAGGAGGCGCUACAAGACCUUCAUGAUCGACGAGAUCCUCUCCAAGGAGACCUGCGACUACUUCGAGAAACUUUCCCUGUACUCCGUCUGCCCGUCGCUCCUGGUCCGGCCCAAGCCGCUGCACUCCUGCGCCGGCUCCCCUUCUCUCCGGGCCUACCCCCUCCUCUCCGUCAUCACCCGGCAGCCGCCCGCGCUGCCCGCGCUGCUCCCGGCCGCCGGCAGCUCCCGCCUGCUGCCAGCCCAGCCCUGCGGGGCCGCCGUGGGCACGGAGGUUUCCCCCAGCGAGGCCCAGGGCAGCAGUGAGUCGGAGGCAGAGCAGCCCCCACCCCGCUCAAAGAAGCCGCGCCGAAGUCGGACCAUCUUCACCGAGAUCCAGCUCAUGGGCCUGGAGAAGAAAUUCCAGAAGCAGAAGUACCUCUCCACCCCCGACAGGCUCGACUUAGCCCAAUCUUUGGGGCUGACUCAGCUCCAGGUGAAGACGUGGUACCAGAACCGUAGGAUGAAGUGGAAGAAAAUGGUGUUGAAGGGUGGACAGGAAGCUCCAACGAAGCCCAAAGGCCGUCCAAAGAAAAACUCCAUUCCCACCUCGGAGGAGAUUGAAGCAGAGGAGAAAAUGAACAGCCAGGCUCAGAGUCAGCUGCAGGAGGGAUCUCAAGCCUCUGAGGAGCCAAAACUAACAGAGGAAAACCCAGAAGUCCUGUUGGAGACAGAGAAGUCUCCAGAACAUAUACCAGAGCCUUCCUCAGAGGAGACUACACCCUUAAGUUAAAAGGGAGAGA
Messenger RNA from Agelaius phoeniceus (red-winged blackbird), 856 nucleotides. It is a transcript of the gene BARX2, whose product is annotated as BARX homeobox 2. Gene Ontology annotation, molecular function: DNA binding; DNA-binding transcription factor activity, RNA polymerase II-specific. NCBI's taxonomy places the organism in Eukaryota, Metazoa, Chordata, Aves, Passeriformes, Icteridae. The record is from RefSeq and is a predicted model, not a curated record. Gene Ontology annotation, biological process: regulation of DNA-templated transcription.